AUGGGUAGCGUAAGUGGGGGUCACAGUCGGCCACUAUCGCAAUCACAUGGAAGCAAUGGUUCGAGCUCUUCACUGCGAUUACGGAGGAAGAACAUGGACCAAGUGUGCUUUUGUGGGUUGAAGACAAUGAUCAAGAAAUUUGGGACAAUAGAGAAUCCAGAUAGAUUGUUCAAUACUUGUCCAAGAUAUCGGAAGGGUAGCCACUGCAAUUACUUUAGGUGGGUUAAGGAUGAUGAGUAUGAAGAAUUAGAUGGUGCAAAGGGAGAUGUUAAAACUGAUGCAGAAAUAGAGAGUGAUGUUGUUGUCUUGAAGCAUAACCUAUCAUGGAAAAUGAUGAGUUUAGAAGCUAAAGUUAGAGCACUUAGGAUGCAACUGUAUUUUAGAUUAAUAGUUGUGAUUGUGGUGGUUAUGAUUAUGUUUAUGUUCUUUAGUGUCAAGUGA
Molecule: messenger RNA, 441 nt
Organism: Arachis ipaensis
Lineage: Eukaryota; Viridiplantae; Streptophyta; Magnoliopsida; Fabales; Fabaceae
Source: RefSeq, a predicted model, not a curated record